This is a messenger RNA of Kockovaella imperatae, 2346 nucleotides long. RefSeq names its product fungal-specific transcription factor domain-domain-containing protein. The record is from RefSeq and is a predicted model, not a curated record. Gene Ontology annotation, biological process: DNA-templated transcription. The transcript is spliced from 8 exons. NCBI's taxonomy places the organism in Eukaryota, Fungi, Basidiomycota, Tremellomycetes, Tremellales, Cuniculitremaceae. Gene Ontology annotation, molecular function: zinc ion binding; DNA binding. The coding region runs from base 153 to 2213 and encodes 686 amino acids.
UUGUCGGCCGAAGCCACUUUGGACCGAGUCUCGCACUGAAAAAAAUACUCAAGAACGAGACGCCAUGUAUCCCUCUCAGCGACGUUCGGUUCUACCCCCGCUACACAGAGACCAGUAUCGACGACGCCAAACUUUUCUCGUUCCACUCGGUGAUGCAGGAAACUCUGAGAUAUCUGCCGAAAAAGUCAAGCUGCGAUAGGUACAUCGUCGCGUUUUUCUCGGCAUACAAUGAAUACGUUGAUAUCAUCUACGAACCGGACUUUCGAGCAAAGUACGAAGCAUUUUGGACGGUCGUGGUUCAGCCGAAUCCCAGACCCAACGUCGAACUUCGGUUCCUGGCUCUGCUCUUGAUCGUCCUUGCCUUCGGGGUUCUUCUGGAUUACAACCAAGACACGUCAUUGCUUGACGGUCUAGGCGUUUACAAUGACGAUGUUCGGAGAAAUUUCGAGAGGAUGCUGAACGAAAGCAGAGACGAAUCAUUUGGACUUGCAGAUCGGGAAGAGCUCUCGCAUGUCUUGUCGCGAGCUGCAAACAGAGCUCUGGCAGAGGCGAGUACAUUUCAUGAGCCGUCUUUGGAUUCGGUCACUGCGAAAAUCAUGCUCUCGCUCUACUAUGUGAUUUGCAGGCGAGUCUUCGAGGGCUGGACCAUGAUAGGUGAAGCUGUCCGCGCUGCUCAGGCACAAGGCAUGCACGUCGAUCCUUCCAUCUGGGACAUGCCGCCUCUCCAAGCAGAGAUAAGGCGGAGACUCUGGGCACACAUGUACACGCUCGACAGAUCUCUAGCUCUCUACGUGGGCCGACCCUUCGCCGUCGUCUCGGAGUACACUACCCGCCCUCCUGUCAACGCCACCGAUCAGAGCAUCGCUUCCGCAUCACACCAAGACAACAUCAUUAUCGCGACCCUUGAUAAUCCCACGAAAUCCACGUUCUUGAUCCUCCACUAUCAACUGGCCAAGAUCAUCGGUGAAGCGCAGGAGAAGUGUUUCGGUAUAUCUGGCAAGAGACGAUACAAGGAUGUCUUGGAUUGUGAAGAACUUUUCGACGCUUUCAAAAGGAGCCUUCCGCCACAUUUCCGACUGGAUGGUGAUGAAGCGGAUCAUUCCCUAGAUUUGUCAGACGAGUACAAGUGGCUCGUGCCUCAGAGACUGAGCUUGAUCAGCAAGUAUCAUCUCGCCCGGAUCAGCUUGCACCGACCAUAUCUCUUACGGAGUUUCAGGCAUCGUGGGGAUACAAUGUUUGCGAAGAGUAGAGAAGCUUGUAUAGAAAGCUCUGUUGCGGAAAUUCAACUGAGAACGGCGUUGGAGGGUUCAGACCCGUUGGACAGAUUCAAGUGGAUGACUGUGGCAUCUGGUUUCAACACUGCCACUAUUCUCGGUUGCUUGUGUAUCUUUCCCAUGCGGGGAGAUGGUGACUUUGAUCAGCGGAGCGUGCUACAGUUAUUGGAAAAGUACGUCUCGAUUCAAGAAAAGACGCUCCGAAGAGAUGAGCGACUAGAGGACGAAUUAAGAGUCUUGCGAAUGAUGCUCCAGCGAGCCAAGAUCAACAUGUCGAUACCGAAAUUCAAUCACAGAGCGAGACACUCCUCAGCAGUUGAACCAACCCCCAUCACGAUCUCUAGAGGUCUAGAUCCUCAGCUGGGCAACGCAAGGGUUACGACUGAUCGCAAGUGUACGCCAAUUUUCUCCUUCUGCCUUCCUCGACCAGAUCUUUCAGUGACCUCAACGACGACGCACAACCACAUCUCUUCACGUUCAAGCCAAACCGACCAAACCUUAGCACCAGCUUUCCAGCCCGACACUCAAGACGAUCCAGCGUUAUCCCCGCUGCGGCCGCAUGAUCCAUCGUCCUCCGUCCCUAGCACAAGUGGACAAAUGACAGGCAGUCCCCAAGUCACUCCACUUACGGACAUCUGGGACUUGGGAGCAGAGCAAUACCCUCUCGAUGCGGAAGCUUGGCUCAAUCUCUUCGCUCAAUACCCUCAACAUGAUCAGAGCUCGGAUUUGUUCUUUGGUCUCAUGGGCAUGGGAACCACGACAACAGAGGAAGGAUGGAUGCAGCACGGCCAGCAGGAUCCUGAUCCGCAGAGUCAGGCGGACGUUCCGGUGUGUACUGCGAGUAACGAGCGCCGAUUUGGAGGGAUUCCUGCGUUUGGUCUGGAGUCUGGGGCCGGUGGCUCGAGGAGCAGCUGCGCUUCGAGGCCAGCGACGAGAUGAGUGAUCAGAGAUAGACACAAGUGGUCCGUUGAACCAUUGCCGAGACCACAGCAUCUUGUGUGGAAGAGCGUGUGUGUGUGCAUGUGUAGCCACACACAUCCCCGCAAAAUUAGCACAUUGUCACCAUGGACCU